Lepus europaeus (European hare) is the source of this 258-nucleotide messenger RNA. It is a transcript of the gene MYMX, whose product is annotated as myomixer, myoblast fusion factor. Gene Ontology annotation, biological process: skeletal muscle organ development; myoblast fusion. The transcript has a single exon. Lineage: Eukaryota; Metazoa; Chordata; Mammalia; Lagomorpha; Leporidae. The coding region runs from base 1 to 258 and encodes 85 amino acids. The record is from RefSeq and is a predicted model, not a curated record. Gene Ontology annotation, cellular component: plasma membrane; Golgi membrane; endoplasmic reticulum membrane.
AUGCCCGCUCCCCUGCUGCCGCUGCUGCUGCGAACGCUGCUGUCCCGUCUACUGCUGCCCGCUGCCCGCCUGGCCCGCCAGCACCUCCUGCCCCUGCUGCGCCGGCUGGCUCAACGCCUGGGCUCCCAGGGCACGCGCGAGGCUUUGCUGGGCUGCUUGCUGUUUGUCCUCAGCCAGAGACAGCCGCCAGACGCCUCUGGGGAGGCCUCCAGAGUGGACCGACCGGAGAGGAAGGAGAGGUUAGGCCGCCAAAAGUGA